Musa acuminata subsp. malaccensis (wild Malaysian banana) is the source of this 2928-nucleotide messenger RNA. Lineage: Eukaryota; Viridiplantae; Streptophyta; Magnoliopsida; Zingiberales; Musaceae. The record is from RefSeq and is a predicted model, not a curated record.
GUCCUCCUCCUCAACUGCUCCCUCUCCUCCUCUCCUCCCCCUCGCAGUUCUUCCUCCCUGAUCCUUGAUCGAUUUCGCGUCCCGGGUUUUCUCGAUCACACGGAGGAACUUGGUCGGCUUUGAGAAUCUUGGUGCUCCGAGUUGUAAGGGUUCGGGGCGGGAUGGAUUUGGAGUCUCGAUCUCGGGCGUCGGAUAGCUUGCCCUCGGUCUGGGGAUUUGCUUGUCCAUCGAUUGACUGACUGAAACAGAACCAUCGACUUCGAUUCUAAAUGUCAUUUUUGCUUUGGUAUUUUGAACGUGGUAAUCGAGUAUGGAAGUUAAACCACUUCGUGUUGGGUAAUCAAUUUUAGAAAAAGGAAAAUUAGCUUUUCCGUUUCAUUUUCUUACCACUCUGUAAAUUCUUGAUGAAAUGGCAAUGCCUCGAUAUGCUUCCGUUGGCAAAAGCUUUCCUUUCCCUGAGGCGAUGCUGAGAUGAAAUCAUUUACUGGUCACUGCUUGCAGAAAUCAUACAGAACCACUCUUUUGUUGGCCUACCAGAGUUUUGGUGUUGUAUAUGGUGACUUGAGCAUCUCGCCCAUUUAUGUCUACAAGAGCACCUUCUCGGGCAAGCUGCGCCUUCAUGAGGAAGAUGCUGAGAUCCUUGGAGUCCUUUCUCUGGUUUUCUGGACUCUUACUCUCAUCGCACUCUGCAAGUACAUUAUCUUUGUGCUAGCAGCAGAUGAUGAUGGCGAAGGUGGGACCUUUGCGUUGUACUCAUUAAUGUGCCGAAACUCAAAGAUGGGACUCUUGAGCACACCCCAUGCUGCUCAGGAGCACUUGACUGCUUACAAUCCGGAAGUACACUGUGAUGAAACUAGGACUAGCUUAUCAAUAAAGAGGUUUAUUGAGAAGAAUCAAUCUUCUCGACUGGUGCUGCUGCUAUUUGUGCUAUUAGGGACAAGUAUGGUCAUCGGUGAUGGUGUUUUGACCCCAACAAUGUCAGUUGUCUCGGCAGUUUCUGGACUCAGAAUUAAGGUCCCAGGUUUGCAUGAAAAUUACACUGUUUUGAUUUCCUGUAUCAUCUUAAUGUGCCUUUUUGCUCUGCAACACCAUGGAACACAUCGUGUUGGCUUUCUGUUUGCUCCGAUCUUGAUCUCUUGGCUUGUCUGCCUAAGUACUAUUGGAAUCUACAACACAAUUAUGUGGAACCCUCGUAUUGUUCGUGCUCUCUCUCCACACUAUAUUUAUUACUUUUUUAAUAAAGCUGGAAAAGAUGGAUGGAGUUCACUGGGCAGUCUUGUCCUUUGUAUUACAGGUGCUGAGGCAAUGUUUGCUGACCUAGGGCACUUCUCAAAGAUUUCGAUUAGGAUAGCAUUUGCAGCUGUAGUAUAUCCCUGCUUGGUGCUGGCCUACAUGGGCGAAGCAGCGUACCUGUCCAAGCACACAGAGGAUCUCCAACAAAGCUUUUUCAAAGCCCUUCCAGAAGGUGUAUUUUGGCCAGUGUUUGUCAUUGCUACAUUAGCCACAGUUGUAGGCAGUCAGGCAAUCAUCUCUGCAUCAUUCUCCAUCAUCAGCCAAUGCAGAGCUUUGGGAUGUUUCCCACGUGUGAGGAUCAUACACACCUCGAGCCAUAUCCAUGGCCAGAUAUACAUUCCAGAGGUGAACUGGAUCUUGAUGCUCCUCUGCCUCAUUCUCACCAUUGGUUUCAGAGACACUUUCAUGAUUGGAACUGCUUAUGGUCUAGCUGUGAUCACAGUAAUGCUGGUGACAACAUGUUUGAUGUUCCUUAUCAUCACUACAGUAUGGAAGCAAUCCAUUUUGCUGGCACUCCUCUUCACCAUCACAUUUGGAUCCUUGGAACUCCUCUACCUGUCUGCAUGCCUUGCCAAAGUCCACCAUGGAGGAUGGCUUCCCCUCCUAAUCUCGAUGGCCAUCCUGAUGACUAUGUUCACUUGGCACUACGGGACUGCUAAGAAGCGGGCAUUCGAGCUCCAGAACAAGGUCAGCCUCGAUCGUCUCCUCAGCAUCACCCCGAGCCUUGGCCUCGUCCGAGUCCCUGGAAUUGGCCUCGUCUACUCCAACGCCACUAAUGGCGUCCCGCCCAUGUUCGCUCACUUCGUCACCAACUUCCCUGCCUUCCAUCGCGUCCUCAUAUUUGUGUGCUUGCAGACGCUAACAGUGCCCAAAGUGCCACAUGAUGAACGCUUCUUGGUGGCAAGGAUUGGAGAACCGGCACACGGGCUCUUCAGAUGCGUCGUCAGGUACGGGUACAAGGAUGAACGCUCGGACAGCUAUGAAUUCGAGAACCAGCUGCUGCUGAAGGUUGCGCAGUUCCUUCGGCAGGAAGGUGGAGGCUUGUCGCAGCCGGACAGUGAGCUGUCUUCGAUCGGCGAGUCGUCGCCGUCCUGGUUAGUUUUGGGUGGAGGGGAUGGUGGUGGAAGGAAGAGAGUGCGGUUCCAAGGGGAUGAAGCAACAGCAGAAGUGAGGCAGGAGGUGUGGGAGCUACUGGAGGGUCGGGAGGCCGGCGUUUCAUACAUGAUUGGCCACACGUGUGUGGUAGCUCACGAGUCCUCGCCGUUGAUCAAGAAGCUCGCGAUCGACGUGGUGUAUGGGUUUCUUCGUCGGAAUUCUCGGAGUCCGGCAGUUUCUCUUGGGAUCCCACACGCUUCACUGGUUGAGGUUGGCAUGGUGUAUCAUGUGUGACGGUGAGGGCCAUUUCUGCAUGCUUAGGAGUUUAGUUUGGAGUCUCUCUCAGCUUCUGCAACUGAGAACAAGGCAAUUACCUGCACUGGUGGAUGCUGCAUUCCAUGAAUGAUGAUGGACCAAGUCAACUGUUCAGAGAACCGGGGUGGAGAUGGAAGAAAGGUACUCCACUUAUUUCAGCUUUUAUUUAAGGGCAUAAAUAACUAUGUUAGUGCAAAGGAAAUAAUGCUUCAGUGGUUGAGGUUA